AUUUCAGGACAGCCAGAGUUACAUGGUGAGGCUGUUUUAAUGCCCUUCCCUCAAAAAAAAAAAAAAAUCCAGUGUUAGUUGGUCAGGCCCAUCUCCUUGAAAGGAGGCCCAGACUUCAAGACUGGCUUUGGGGAAUAGCCUUCACCCUGGCUUGACAAUCCUACUCUAGCUGUCCACGUCCUGGUGCCCGUAGGGGAACUGCUGUUACAUAUAUGGGUCUCAGGCCUGAUGGAGGGAGGGCUUUGAUCAUGAAGAAGUAGCUGGCAUCCAUCCUCCCUAGUGGCCAUGGUGGAUGCACACCAGCAACUUUUCAUGCAAGCAUGAAAGCAUCCUUUCUGAGAUGCCCCUGAGUCCUUACUUGUACAUAUCUUGGGUGUGGGCCUGGCGCUUAAGGGAGGGCUGGACCUUGGAGGUUUUAGGUUGGCUGUCAAGAGGCAGGUGAAUAAAACGUUCAGAAAUGUAGCACAGGGGCUAGGAGGACAGAACAGGAGGGCAUCAAGAUAAAGCAAAAUGGUCUUGAAUCUGGGCAUGCUGUCAUACACCUUUAAUCCCAUCAUUCGGGAGGCAGAGACAAGCAGAAGUUGAGAUCAGCCUGGUCUACAAUAGUUUCCCCGUAUAACCAGAACUACACAAAAACACAAACAACAAAAAGAGAAGUGGUCAUGAAGAAGAGAUCAGGACCUGAUCCGGAGAGGAACGUGUGUAAAAGCUGCAGAGUAGUACAGGAAACUGAGAGGGUGCAAAAGCCAAUGUUAAAGCGUUUGAGGGCAGAAGGAAGUCCUUUUGGAUAUUGCCUCGGUGAACUGGAAGCCAGAUUCAAUUGCCAGAACAGACUGGUAUGGCCGGGUCGGGAGGGAACAAAAAACUGGGAGAGCACCGCGGCUCAGAAGAGCAAAAUCCCCAAGGUACCUCCUGGGUGGUCAGGAGGCUUGGGGAGGGAGAGCACACCAGUGCGCAUGCCUGGAAAGGUGGGCAUUGUCACGUGUACUGGCGCUGGCCCCGCCCCCUGAUUCUAGGGUAGAUUGGGAAGGGGGCGGGUAGUCUGGGGAACUGGAGUCUGCACUGCGGCUGUUGGGAGGGCAGCAGCAGCCCACCACCAGUAGUCCCUCUCGAUGGAAGUCCUGGACGAGUAUGACAACGAAUUCCCCCAGAGUGUGACCUUCUGCCAACUCAUCUCCGAGGACGACUUCGAGAGGCAAGCAGCGACCUACACAGAGCGCGCGCUGCGCCGCCUCUUCCGCUGCUUGGACCGCAACCCAGCGCUGGCGGAGAGGGUCGUUCGCAAGGGCAAGCAGACUGAGAUGGAACAGCGUGGGUUCCUCUCCGGCCUCUGGGCGAAGUUUGUCUGUGCUGUCCAGGGGGAACUGAACCAUUGCAACAGCAUGGGUGCCCUGGAGAUGCAUCAGCGCCUGGAGCAGCUGAAGUGGCGCAUCCACCGUGUACACGUGUAUUCCCGGGGUGCCAAGAAGAGGAGGAGGAGGAGGAAGCUGAAACCAAAGAGAGCAGAUCCUGUCAUCUUCCGAGACCAGUCAACCUCCCCAUGCCUGCCACCAGCUCCAUUGCCGCCGCCAUUGCCACCGCCACCGCUACCCGUCACCACCAUGGCCUCUGUAGUGGCUGCGUCACCUUCUGUCUACACUAUGCCCAGGGUCUUUGGCCCCUUUCCUCCACUGUCUGGCAAGCCGAUGGAGAAACUGGAUAUUUCCAGGUCUGAAGUGAAAUUAAACUGGAAUAGCCUUUCAUCAACUUCUAAGAGCCACAUGGUCGACCUGACCCCCUUGGUCCUCAACCCUGGAGGCUUCCAUUUCUCCUAUUUGGCAGGAAACAGUGCACACAAGCUGCAUUGCCCUGGCUUCCCGUGUGUUGGUGAUGGAGCCCAGGACCUCAUACAUGCUCGGACAGCAGCAGCCUGUAGUGAGCCCUCCAGUACCAAUGAGACUACAUCGCCUGUUGUGAAAGCUUCCAUCUUUACUCCGCCUGUCCUACUCAAGUUCCAACCUGUGCCCAGACCUAAAGACGAUUCAGAGAAGUUCCAGCCUGUGCCCAGACCUAAAGACGAUUCAGAGAAGUUCCAGCCUGUGCCCAGACCUAAAGACGAUUCAGAGAAUGACCCUGGCAGUGCAGAGUCCAUUCCUGCCAAGAAGAACGAGUAACCUCUUCCUUACAGACCAUGUCCCAGGAAUGAAUAAAAUUCCUACAGAGGUGCAUUAUA
This is a messenger RNA of Myodes glareolus (Bank vole), 2212 nucleotides long. Lineage: Eukaryota; Metazoa; Chordata; Mammalia; Rodentia; Cricetidae. The record is from RefSeq and is a predicted model, not a curated record.